AGCUCCAGCGGCAGGGAAACACACCCGUCAGCAGCGCGCACUGGAGACAAAAAAGCGCAUCACGGACAAAGGGAAUAUGGGUGCGCUGGAGAGGAUUCGCCUCAGCCGGGUAACACAAUGGAUGAGCCGCUUCUGUUUCGUUUACCGGGAGACCAAUUAGCCCACCUUAAUGAGGUGCUGGGAUGCAAGAUACUGCAAGCUAAAAAGGCGGAAGGCUGCGUUUAAUCCGUCUGCGGAUCCUAUGAGCUUGCGAUGGCUGUGGCGGGGAUAUGCAACUGGAUAGGAAAUAAUGUGCCUUUUUAUUUUGUGAUAUUUUCCUUAUUUUGUGGCCUUUCGUUUGGACAGUUGCGAUAUUCUAUUCCAGAAGAACUCGAAAAUGGGGCACUGGUCGGUGAUCUGGCGCAUGACUUGGGGCUGGAUAUUCGAAAGCUCUCCACCCGAAAAAUCAAGGUAACCUCCAACAGCGGUAAACGCUAUGUGAUUGUCAACCCCAAAAAUGGGAAAUUACUUGUCAAUGAGAGGAUCGACAGGGAGGCGAUGUGUGAUCUCUCCAGCACCUGCCUCAUUAAUCUGGAGGUGCUGAUCGAAAAUCCCACUGAAGUGCACCAUGUUGAGGUGGAGAUUGUGGAUGUCAAUGACAAUGCGCCGCAGUUCCCCAGAGAUGAAUACCAACUGGAAAUCAUAGAAUCUGCUUUACCAGGGUCUCGGUAUCCGAUUGAAAACGCUCAAGAUCCAGACAUUGGGUCCAAUUCAGUCCGCAUGUACCAGCUUAGCACAAACGACCAUUUCGCGCUGGUGUCUAAUAAACCCUCCCUAAAUACAAAGCACAUUGAGCUUGUACUCAAAAAGCCCCUUGAUCGUGAACAGACGCCUUACCAUCAAUUAAUUCUAAGUGCUGUGGAUGGUGGAUCGCCAGAGAAAACAGGAACGGCCAGAAUUAAUAUUCGGGUCCUGGACUCAAAUGACAACGUUCCCUUGUUUGACAGCUCAGUGUACAAGGUGAAACUGCUGGAGAACUCGCCCGAAAACACCCUGGUGAUAAAACUGAAUGCCACUGACCUGGAUGAGGGCACAAAUGGGGAGGUUUACUACUCUUUCAGCAGCUACACUCCAGAGCGAGUGAGGCAGAUGUUCAGCAUGGACACAAACACAGGUGAAAUCAGAGUAAAGAGCAAUGUUGACUAUGAAGAGACCAACUCUUAUGAAAUGUACAUCCAGGCCAUGGACAAGGGCCCCGGGGCCGUGGCAGCACACUGCAAGGUAGUGGUGGAUGUGGUGGAUGUAAAUGACAACGUCCCCCAGAUAGUGCUGUCGUCUCUGUCGAGCCCUGUGCGGGAGGACGCCCGUGCAGACACAGUUGUGGCCCUCAUUAGCGUUACUGAUCGGGACUCCGGCGCGAACAAGCAGGUGAGCUUGGAGAUCCCAGCAGGCCUUCCAUUCAAGAUCAAGUCAUUCAGAAACUACUACACUCUAGUUACCUCAGCCUUCCUGGACCGUGAGACCACUGAUGCCUACAAUGUCACUCUGAGUGCCACAGAUGGAGGAAACCCUCCUCUCUCUUCCCAGAAGACCAUACAGGUGGACGUGGCUGAUGUUAAUGACAACCCACCACGAUUUGAACAGACUUCCUAUACAGUCUACGUGACUGAAAACAACGCCCCGGGGGCCUCUUUGUGUACUGUUAAGGCUCAGGAUGCAGACAUCAAAGAGAAUGCGCGCAUCACCUACACAGUGCUCAAUGACAACAACCAUGGCAUUCCUGUCACCUCGUAUGUGUCGGUGAAGGCCGAUACAGGGGAGGCGUAUGCCCUGCGAGCCUUCGACUAUGAGUCACUCAGAGAGUUUCACUUCCAGGUCAAAGCCCAAGAUGGGGGCAUUCCUCCGCUCAGCCGCGUCGCCACCGUCUACAUUUACAUAAUGGAUCAGAAUGACCAUGCUCCACUGAUAGUCAACCCUCCUGGCAAUGGCACGCGUUCCUUGGAGACGGUACAGAAGAACGCCGACCCGGGUUCCUUGGUGACCAAAGUGGUGGCAUAUGAUGCAGACGCUGGUCCAAAUGCCUGGCUGGUUUAUGUGCUGGAGACGGCCACCGACCUGGACCUGUUCAAAGUGCACGAGCACACGGGAGAGAUCAGGACCACUCGGAGGAUCCUGGAGGACAACUCCACAUCCUUUGCUCUGACUGUUCUUGUGAAGGACCAUGGCCAACCCGCUCUCUCCUCCACUGCCACCAUCAAUGUGGCUGUCAUGGAAGUGCCACCUAAAGUGGUCCUCGAUCCCAAGAGGAUCAUCCGACCUCACAGCACUCUGCUUUUCUCCAACGUGACACUCUAUCUGAUCGUAGCUUUGAGCGCCACGACCUUCGUGUUCCUGGUCACCGUCGUGGUGCUGGCCAUCGUCCGUUGCCACGCCUACUGCACCCAGCCGGGGUCCUGCUCGCCUUGCUGUGGGUCACAGAAACCCCCUCCAGAUGGCGGAAGCAGCAGCGUGAGCGCCGGCGCGGCAGGUGCCGGAGCAGCUGGGGGGCAGCCUAAUAACAAUGUUGUGCUUCGGAGGGACCUUAAAGUGGAGCCUCACUACAUCGAAGUGCGUGGGAAUGGCUCCCUAACCAAGACUUACUGCUACAAGACCUGCCUGACAGCCACCUCUGGCAGUGACACUUUCAUGUUCUACAACACGGGACGGCCCAUCAGCGGCACCUGGGGCAGCGGUGCCGACCGCUUCUUCACCAGUGGGAGUGGAUUUGUACGAAGACUGAGUAUGCCUGAUGCUUCACUGCAAAUCUGCCCAGAGCCAAAAGCCCCAAAUGCUGACUGGCGAUAUUCUGCGUCUUUGAGGGCAGGGGUGCAGAGCUCCGUCCACAUGGAGGAGUCCUCGGUGAUGCAGGGAGCUCAGGGGAUGCUGGUCCAGAACUGGCCCACUGUGUCCAGCGCUGCAGACGGUGAGGGCGGCGGCGAGCUCUCCCCUCCAGUGGGCGCCGGAGUCAACAGCAACAGCUGGCACUUCAGAUACGGCGCCGGACAGAGCUACGGCCCCCCCCAGCCCCUGAAGCCCGGAGAGAUCCCCCCCGAAGCCUUCAUCAUCCCCGGAUCCCCGGCCAUCAUCUCCAUCCGCCACGACGCCGGCCCGGUGGACGACAAGGGCGACUUCAUCAGCUUCGGCAAGAAGGACGAGGCCAAGAAGAAGAAGAAGAAGAAGAAGGACAAGAAGGACAAGAAGGAUAAGGGAGGGAAGGAUGACGGGGGCGAUGAUUAGAGGAAGGAGGUUCGACUUGAAAGCAGAGCCACCAUCGUGCUACCAAUUUAAGAGCCAGAAAAAUAAGCCAAAUGCAUAUUGUAGAACCGAGGGAGCCUCCUUGCGCCAUAUUUGCAUAGACACUGUACAGUGGCCAAAUCCUCUCUAGAGCAGGCCUGGCUCCCCACAUUCACACCAUAUGAACUUGGUAAACAAAUGUUCUUUAGCUCAAGGCUGGACCAAAUUAAAACAACGUAAAGAGGAAUUCAUUGGCUUAGAUUAGCCUUUCUGUGAUUUUCUGCCCAACCCCCCCGAAACCUCCGUUUUUAUAUAAUGAAAACAAAAGCACCUGAAAAGGUGUACUAUUUGUAUCUGACCUUUGUCAGCUGAGGCUACCUGUGUUGACAUCUCUGGCCCCCUUUUUUGCUUCUUGGCAAGUUGGAAGCCAAAUGAAAGAUAAUGAAAAAAGAAAAAAAAAAAAAUGAAACAGAGGCUUUUGUCUUCAGUAUUUCCGAGGCCUUGUAGAAAUUCAGUAAUGUGGUCUUUUUUAUUAAAACAAGAAAACGACGAAAAAUCAACUUAUAGUAUGCGUACCAUAAAAAGAGAAGCACCUUUAGGAGAACGAGGUGGCUGAGAGAAACUGGACCACACUCUGAUCGAGAGCUCUGUUUCACUGUAACAUAGCACAUUACAGAGGCUGAGAACCUGGACUGGGUUGCACCAACUAUGCGCAAGUUUGUUCCCAGGUUAGUUUAUAAAGUAGUGGCUUCAUAACUGCUAGUUCAUUUGCAAUUAGCAAAGAAAGUAAAUGGGGAAGUUGGUGAGUUUGAAAGCUGUAUCUAUUCAUGAUGUUAAGAUUUUACUAAGAGUAGCCGAUCAGGAAAAAGCUAAAAUCUUGCUGAAGGGAUCUAUAAUGGAGUUGAUUGGCGUUUGAAUUGUAAUGUGAACAUAGACAAAGCUGGGUUUUUGCAUGUUUAAGUCCACUUCCUACAAAUCGGGUUGUUGAAAUCACUGCUCAUUUCUCCUUCUCAAACAAUUGGAUUUUUAUUGUUCCAGCUUGGCACAGUUGAGGCUAUUAGGAAACACCAACCUGAAGGCAGCAUCUGGCGUCUUUGCUGUUUCAGUCAUGUUCUCGUCACAUGGCAAACCAGCAACGGCUUUAUCGCAAUCACAUCGGCUCGAUCAAACAGCAGAUUAAGUACAACGUUCGUGCUCGUCUCAGCACAUUUUCGGAAACCAAAUUCUGCCCGAAGGAGAAAGUAAAACCCAUUGGGAAAAGCAAAAAAAAAAAAAAACAUCUGCAGUGUUAUAUAAAGUGUAGAAAAUGAAUUUAAACAUUCAAAAUCAUUGCUAUGAACCUUGAAGUUGCAAUGGCUUGGGAUUACUAAACUAAAAAUAUGCUGCGUGCAGUUAGAAAAAAAAAGUGAAAAAAAUCCUGCUUUACUGUUAGUGAGUGCAGUCGUGUGACUUUGUAUCAUUUGCACCUGCUUUAUUGCUUGCUUGAUUCUUUCAUUGUUAUUUAAGACUGCGUUGGAUCAGAUUUUUUGUGGUGGUACCGCUUGUAAUUUUAGUGAGGCGUGAAUUGGGAUUAGUGGCUACUCCGGACAUAACUAGGGAACCUAACGUGCAGCUGAUGCAACCGGCCCCUGACGUACGAGCAGAUACAUGCACCGUCUCUUCCUCUCUUACAACAUCCAGUACAUACGAAGACACCGAGUAAAUAUAUACAAAAAGACUCCACAUCACUGUCUGGAAACUCCAGCUCCAAAACUCAAGGCCAAGGCCGUCUUUCGGGAGUGUAUUAUAUGGCUGGGGACGCAGGAACGUUGCUUGUCGCUUCAUUUCUGUUCAAGCCCGAUCCCUCUACUUCUGUCUUUGAAUGUUAAGUAGUUGUUCUUCAAGCCCUGCACCACUGCCUCAACUGCUUCAGUGCUUGUAGGAUUUGCUUGCCCGCUGCCUGUUUCCUCCCUUUGCUCCCGUUUUCCCCUCAAAUCGACACGGUUGGACGACAUCUUUAAAGUCACGUACCUUCGAUGAACUGUGCAACACAGUCACGUUUGUGUAUUUUGCAUAUUUAUACACAGAGACAUGCACAUAUUCAGCACACACACACACACACACACACAACCGCACCCACAUAUAACACGUUCUGUUAGGUUCAUCUUCAGCUGAGCCAUACUGUCUCUUCUAAUUGCUCAUUGUUGACAGCUCCGACAUCCCCUGCAUGCAAUGCAAGCGAUGCGUUGUGAGAACGCUUGACAGGUUGGUGCAAACUGAGACUAUGCUGCACUGGAUAUAAUGAGAUAAAGACGGAGUGGUGAGGAGAAGAGUAAAGGGAACAGCAGUAAUCGUAAAAGCUCCCGGUGACUGAAACUGUUGGCUGAGUCAUGUCGAACGAGAAACUGUCGGCAAUUUGUAGGUGAGAGGUAAUCGAGCAAAUUGACUUGACUGGAUGAAGUGGGAAGAGGUUAGCAGUUGACUUGGGAAGAGGAGAAACAUUGUGCAAUGAUGAGCAAUGUGAAAAUGCUUCAUGCAAUAUGCAAAGAUCAACAGUCGUGCCUGAAAAGGCUUUAGUGUUUAGACAAGGAUGGAGUGUUUUUCUUCUUUUUGGUUGAUUGAUGCACGUAAACAUACGACAGAAGGUUGCGAAAGGUGUCAAACAAUCGUCCAGGCCUAAUGGUGAUCUGAGUGUGAAUCAUUGUGUAAUCAGUGGAAGUUUUCAAAUUGUGAAGGAAAAAAAAAAAGUGAAAAUAUGUGUUUUAUAUUUAUUUUGUCUGCAUUUGUGCCACUGAAGGACGGUUUGAAAAGAUGUAGCCUAAAAUCACAGCUUUAAGCUUCAACACCAGGCACAACCCAAACGGUGUGCAGAUUUACAAGUCAAAGUAUCGAACAAUGACGGACUUUUCUGGCUCUCUUACUUGCAACAAUCAUGGUACCCCUGGUGAAAAAGAAGGGAGGGUAAAUUACCUUGAUAAGAGUUGGGAUUCAAAGCCUGAAAAGGUGCAGCGAAUCCCUCAAGGUGCAGGCAAAAACAGUCACAACUGCUCCAAGUCCUUCUGGUCUGAAGAUGUCAUGUAUGAGUCCCUGACAUUGUGAAACUGGAGCCAAAGCAGGCUUGAAAAAGACCGUUUCAGGCAGUGGGUAUUGGGAAAACAAAGAAGUGUCAUAAUAUCUCACCUCAGUGUUCCUUUUUGUUUGACCAUCAUAUUACCAGUCACUGUAGGGGUGUAUAGGUGAUGCUCUCCAGCUCAAUUCCCCCCCCCCCCCCCCUUUCCCCCAUUCACAUAAGCCCCGCCCCCUCCCUUGCCCCAUUCUUCAGGUGUACUUCUGUGCUGUCAGAUCACCAAGUGGCUGUUUGCAUGUUAUAAGCAAAGGAAACAGAUACUAUAUAGAUACUAUAUAUACAUAGAUAUGUUUUUUCCACUGGGAAAUGCGUAUUGGAAUAGAUAUACCUCUGAUACACAUUUUCAAACAAACACACAAACAAAAAGACCCACAGUCGUCAACACACCGACACAUGCACACACAGUACAUACAGAUACACUGUUGCGAACAGUAAUUUGUGGAAAAACAUAAAAGAAUCACAUUUUUUAUCCUGUUGAAAAUAAAUUUAAUCUUCUAGAUAUACAUAAUGCUAUUGUGUUAUGCGAUGAAAUGCCUUUUUUUUUUCCUCCUGUUUUUACCCGUAUAAUUUUCAUAGGUGAGAAAAAAAAUCAACCCUAAAACUUGUGUUAAGCUCUGAAACAACGAUCCAACACUGUUUGUGUAAAUGAAUCAUUUAUUCACCUUCCAUAUCUAUUUCUUCGCCCAGUAGAGGAAAAAAAAAAAAAAAAAGCAAGAAAAAUGAGAAAAAAAAGUACAAAAACAAAGCAUAAAAAUAAUAUUAAAAAAAAAAAUCGUUGAUGUAUUCUCUGCUUGUGUAUAGUGAAUGUUCCUCAGUCGCUGGGUGUGGCAGUCAGUGGCGCAUUACCAGUCGACUGUGACAGUGCAGAUCUGUUAAUAACUUUUUUGUACACCUGCUCAUCAUUGUAAAAGGUGAUAAUAGUGAUUCUCAUGAUUUACUCAAUCUGGUAAUGUGUUUUGUUAAUAAGUCACAAAUAAAGUUCUUUUCUUAAAUAUCU
Molecule: messenger RNA, 7355 nt
Organism: Salarias fasciatus (jewelled blenny)
Lineage: Eukaryota; Metazoa; Chordata; Actinopteri; Blenniiformes; Blenniidae
Product: protocadherin alpha-C2-like
Exons: 4
Coding region: 253-3255 (1000 amino acids)
Biological process (GO): homophilic cell-cell adhesion
Cellular component (GO): plasma membrane
Molecular function (GO): calcium ion binding
Source: RefSeq, a predicted model, not a curated record